CUGAUGAUAUGAUCGAAUGGGGUUGUAGCCGCUCCUUUUUUGGCAAUACUUUGACAGUUUAAUGAAAUUGUUUAUAAUUUAAAACUCCAGUAAUGUGAAUUAGUGAAGUUAGAAUACCAAAUAAAGUCAAUGACUAGUUUAAUGGAAAAAGAAAAAUAUGUACCACUUUGUAAUUUUAUUGGUAGUUUUUAGUAUAAGCAAUGGAGAAAUACAAAGUUAUUGUGGGAUUUACGGGGGCAAGAUAUGUGAAAAUUACGUGGGACAUUCAAAGAUGGUGUGGUUUAAUAAUUCGGGAGGUUUUGAAAACGAAGAGAUAACUAAGGCGCUUUGGAAAGAAGUUAUUGAGACUUUUAAUGAACCUUGUCGACAUGCAGCUGAAAAAUUGUUAUGUUUUUAUGCGUUUCCUGACUGCUACUUAGGCAAUCCUCUUCCACUAUGCCAUGAAGAUUGCAUAGCAGUGAAACAACUUUUUUGCUACAAGGAAUGGGCACAUAUUGAAGACAAGAAAUCCAAUGGGGUUGUUUUCAAAUCUAGGGGCCACUUUAGACUACCAGUAUGUGAAAAGUUACCCAAAUAUCAAAUGUUAAAUAAUACUGCGACAUGUUCAUAUGCCGGCCUUGUGGAACUAAAAGAAGACGAAUUAACAUAUGACUGUAUUAAAGGACGUGGUCGUUUUUAUCAAGGCAAAGUGAACGUGACCAAAGACGGUCUAGCUUGCCAAAGAUGGGACUCCCAGAAGCCCCAUUCGCACAAUUCUCCUCCUGACAUUUUCCCCGAAUUGAGAAAUUCUGAAAAUUAUUGCCGCAAUGCCGGCGGCGAAGAAAAAAAGCCCUGGUGUUUCACAACAAACUCGUCAGUAAGGUGGCAACACUGCGACAUCCCCAGGUGUCUCAAUUCCACUUCUGAGGAAUCAGAAGAUGCAGCUAUCGCAAUGGACACUUUUCUCUCCCCUUCAUUCCUUAUUAUUUAUUCUGUAAUCGGCCUUCUAGGUGUAAUAAUCUUAACUCUCUUAAUUCUACUCUGCCAUCGAAUUCACAAACAUCGAUUGGGGUACAACCCCACGGAUACCGCCGAGGUUAACAUCGACCUAGACAAGUUACCAAGCAACAUGGCCUACCACCGACAUGGGGUAACCCUCAACCCGAAGUUAGAAAAACUUGAAUUUCCACGCAAUGACAUUAUUUACAUCAAGGAUUUGGGGCAGGGGGCUUUUGGACGAGUUUUCCAAGCCAAAGCCCCGGGUUUAGUCUCGGGGGAAGAGUUCACUUUAGUGGCAGUUAAAAUGUUGAAAGAUGACGCGUCUGAAGACAUGCAGGAUGAUUUUGAGAAAGAAGCGUGUCUUUUGGCCGAAUUUGACCACCCCAAUAUUGUUAAAUUGUUGGGGGUUUGUGCCAUAGGACGCCCCAUGUGUCUCUUAUUCGAGUAUAUGGGCAAAGGGGACCUUAACGAAUUUUUACGGCAGUGUUCUCCCAGUAACUACGUCGUACGCAGCGUCGUAGAUGGCGAAUAUGGGAGCAGAGACGUGUUCAAAGACAACCAAUUGAGUCACUUGGAACUGCUCGAAGUAGCUCUACAGAUCGCUUCCGGAAUGGUCUACUUGUCCGACCGCAAAUUCGUACACCGGGAUUUGGCAACGCGGAAUUGUCUGAUAAACGAAAACAUGGUUGUAAAAAUUGCCGAUUUUGGACUUUCACAAAAAAUAUAUCUCCAGGAUUAUUACAAAGGGAGCGAAAGGGACGCAAUUCCGGUCCGGUGGAUGCCUUUGGAAAGCAUUCUCUACAAUAAAUACACGCCGGAGUCGGACGUUUGGGCUUUUGGUGUGUGUCUUUGGGAGAUUUUCUCGUUUGCGUUGCAACCAUAUUUCGGGAUGACGCACGAAGAAGUCGUUAGGUUUUUAAAAGCCGGGAAUGUUUUGGCAAGUCCGGAAAACACACCGGCAGCUAUUUACCAAGUCAUGAAGGAUUGCUGGGCACAAAAACCGGUCGAUCGGCCUAAUUUUCGCACUAUACAUCAGACGCUCACUAAUAUACAAAGCAACAUGCUCGCAAUGCCCUUGCAAUCGACGUAGUUCUUACAAUUGUCACUUUAUGUUUUGUUUAGGAAAAUUGUGAUAUGUAUAGUUUGGAGACUUGUGUUACUGCACUACUAGGUUAUUUUGUUUCUAAUAAAACCCAUUAUGCAUAAGACUGAUUUUGUAUCCGUUUAGUUUUUACAAGCGUCAGGGAAAGAUAAGAUUGUUUAAACGAAUUUUUUGCGUAGGGGUUACAUGUGUAUAAGUGUUGUGUGUUUUUACCAUUCCUAUUUAAGAGUGCUUGGUAAUAUAUUUAUACCUAACGAAGAAAAACAUAUGUUUAAUAUAAAAUGUUUUUUAAAUUUAAUACCUGUGACAAAUAAAAUUAU
Messenger RNA from Tribolium madens (black flour beetle), 2400 nucleotides. It is a transcript of the gene Nrk, whose product is annotated as tyrosine-protein kinase transmembrane receptor Ror2. The record is from RefSeq and is a predicted model, not a curated record. Gene Ontology annotation, biological process: protein phosphorylation; positive regulation of kinase activity; cell surface receptor protein tyrosine kinase signaling pathway. The transcript is spliced from 4 exons. Lineage: Eukaryota; Metazoa; Arthropoda; Insecta; Coleoptera; Tenebrionidae. Gene Ontology annotation, molecular function: protein binding; ATP binding; transmembrane receptor protein tyrosine kinase activity. The coding region runs from base 158 to 2068 and encodes 636 amino acids. Gene Ontology annotation, cellular component: signaling receptor complex.